AUGGGGUUUUCUAUCAUAUUCAAGCUUAUUAUUUUGGUUUUGAUUUCAUGUUGGGUUCUUGAAAUCGUUGAUGGGUAUUAUCUUCCUGGCAGUUUCCCCAAUAGAUACUACGUGGGUGAUCAAUUAUCCGUCAAAGUUAACUCGUUAACCUCCAUAGAUACAGAAAUACCAUAUGGGUAUUACACUUUGCAUUUCUGUAAACCUUCUGAAGGCAUUAAAGAUAGUGCUGAAAACCUAGGUGAACUUCUAAUGGGAGAUCGAAUCGAAAACUCCCCAUAUCGGUUCAACAUGUUCAAAAACGAAUCCGAAAUCUUUUUAUGCAAAACAAAUCCGUUAUCUAGCAACGAAUUCAAGAUGUUGAAAAAAUGA
Messenger RNA from Lactuca virosa, 369 nucleotides. The record is from the annotation of a GenBank genome assembly. Lineage: Eukaryota; Viridiplantae; Streptophyta; Magnoliopsida; Asterales; Asteraceae.